Messenger RNA from Bursaphelenchus okinawaensis, 1074 nucleotides. The record is from the annotation of a GenBank genome assembly. NCBI's taxonomy places the organism in Eukaryota, Metazoa, Nematoda, Chromadorea, Rhabditida, Aphelenchoididae.
AUGACAAAUGACGUAAAGAAAAGCGUGGGAAGAGAUUCUUACUUUCAGCUGAAAGUUUGCCUUCUUUAAACCCUACCCUACCCUACCCUACCCUACCCUACCCUACCCUACCCUACCCUACCCUACUCUACCCUACCCUACCCUACCCUACCCUAACUGACCAUCUCCUAACCUUCCGUACCCUACGUAUUGUAGCAUACUACCAUACAGUAGUCUUUCUCAGGUGCUUGCCAGGCCCUCGGCCACUGUAUAGGCCAGAUCCAAUCUACCCGUUAAAUUAUCAGUAAAACAAUGACGGAAUUUUUAGCUAUGUUACCUAAUAUGAAUGAUAUACUAGAUAGCCUUAGAGAAAUUGCAAAAAAUGAUAUUACGCAACGUUUUCUUAUGUAAUAUUAUUUAAUUUUAUAAUAUUUUCCUCGAUGUAAAACGACCCAACAAAUUACUGCGAGUGCUGAGAUCUUGCUCAAAAUUUCAGCAAGGGAUCACUUUUAGUUGUCACGUUUUAUUUCCACACCGUGGAAGUUAAAAACGUGAUUAUUAAAAUGAAUUCUAAGCCUAAUUUUAAGCUUAUGUAAAGGAAAAAGAUUAAGAUUGUGUUUAGCGAAACUUAAAGUUAAACCUAAGCCUGAGUCUAUGUUUGUGUUUCAGUCUGUGUCUGAGCUUGAGUCUUAGCCUGAGCCUGAGUCUGAUUCUCAGCAUAAACCUGAGCCAAAGCCUGAGUCUGAGUCACAACCUGAAUCUCAGCCUGAAUCUGAGCCUCAGUCUAAACCUAAACCUGAGCCUAAGCCAGAGCUUGAGCCUGAGUCUAAGCCUGAGUUUGAGUCUGAGCCUGAGCCUGAGCCUGAGCCUGAGCUUGAGCCUGAGCUUGAGCCUGAGCCUGAGCCUGAACCUAAGCCUGAGCUUGAGCCUGAGUCUGAGCCUGAGCCUGAGCCUGAGCCUGAGCGUGAGCCUGAGCCUGAGCCUGAGCCUGAGCCUGAGCCUGAUCCUAAACCUAAACCUAAGCCUAAGCCUGAGCCUAAACAUGAGCCACAUCUUGAUCCUAAACUUGAGUCUAAGCCUAAGAAUAAGCAUUAA